Adineta ricciae is the source of this 759-nucleotide messenger RNA. Lineage: Eukaryota; Metazoa; Rotifera; Eurotatoria; Adinetida; Adinetidae. The record is from the annotation of a GenBank genome assembly.
AUGGGUAAAGGUAAUUUUGAUGAAAUUGGCUCAACCCGCGCAUCAAUCCGAUGGUAUUACUUUAUUGCGAUAUGCGCACAAAUUUUUGGAGUCACUGCUGUUAUUUUGAUUGGCGUUCUGCUCGGACAAUAUGCUGGUGGUUUCGGCUGGGGCUCGAACCUCGAUAAAUUAUUCAAUUAUCAUCCAUUGCUUAUGGUCCUUGGCAUGAUUCUUUUCUACGGUGAUGCUAUUUUGGUUUAUCGUGUGUUUCCUAAUGUGACAAAGAUUUGGAUCAAAAUUCUCCACGCAGUGCUAUUAGCCGCUUCAUUAAUCUUAUCCUCCAUUGGUUUGAAGGCCGUUUUUGAUAGUCAUAGUAAGGCUAAACCUCCACAGGAGGAUCUCGACUCUCUUCACUCAUGGGUUGGACUUGCUACUGUUGUUCUUUUUGGUUUACAAUGGGUGUGCGGCUUUGUUGCUUUUCUUUUUCCUAGAUUGAGUGAAAAAAUUCGUGUUGCUUAUCUGCCCAGUCAUAAAUUGUGGGGAAAGCUGAUUUUCAUUUUAGCAGUCGUAUCAGUUCUGAUGGGCACAGCUGAAGAAGGAAUAUUUAAAAACUACUCUUUCGAUAAAAACAUGCGUACUCAACGCAAUAUCUUGAACUUGUUUGGAAUAUGUGUACUCAUCUUUGCUGCUCUCGUUCUCUAUCUUGUCUCAAAUCCUGGAUUUCAACGGCCACCCGAUCAUACGGAUGCUUCCGAAAAUCAACCUCUGAUGAGUGAAUAA